UGUCAUCUUUCAAGUAAGACUGACCUGAUCAAGUUCCUGGGAUACAUAUGGUCUUGUCCUGUUUCUAACCAACUCAUCAUGGAUACUGAUGCCCUUUGCAGUCCUGUUCUUCUACAAGUACACAGUCUUCAUGUUGGAAGUGUCUGUCUUGCUUCACUGGGUAAACAAGAGUUCAAAAAAAUCACUGGGCAUUCUUCCACAGCUGUGACAUCUUUACUCGUACCAUUGUGUAACCCAAUACCUGCUAUCAGGAAGGGCGCAAUAUUGUGUCUGAAGAGUCUGAGGUCAUCAUUUACCCUCCUACCCCCCGUGGGUACAUUUGUUGAUCUGUUAGUGGAGAGUGGAGAGGAGUUAGAGGCUGAUCAUGAACACCUUCAAAGAUUAUUGUCUCUAGCCUUCAGCUGCCUAUCUUCGUCACCGGCCAAAAAUUCACAAACGAAGUCUAGAAAAUCAGAAGAAGAGAUGGUUUUAGCUGGGAUGUUGGAGUACGUCGUUGGACACACAGUCAGGAAAGAGACACCCAUCUAUGUGCAGAAGACGUUAUUGACAGUCAUGUCUGGUGUCAUUACACAGCCACUUUUUGAGUCAUGUAUUCCAGCACUGGAGAAACUUAUAUCAAAGAGCAGAACAACUGGUCUAUCAAAAGAUGAAAAUACUUGCCUCAGUUUACUUAUACAAAAGUUCUCACCAGUAACUGCCGAUAUGUUGGAGUCUGAACCAAGGGUCUGGCAUAUCAUGAAGACAAUACUUGAUCUUAGAGUGUCUGUGUGUCCUGGACACCCACCACCUAUUGUAAUCUUGCUAACACAGAUCAACAACACUUUUUUCCAAGCGAUUCCUUCCAAGACUAUCCAACAAGAAAUCCUCUCAACCCUUCUAGACAUACUACUACACACAAAGAAUGACACCAUCAACAGCAAAGUAAAAGACACUAUCUCACAGAUGAAACUGAGUGCUGAGCACGUCAUGGAAGAGCUGUGUAAACUGAAAACAGAAAAGGAAUUAAAAACACCUAAGAAGAAGAAAGUGAAAAAAAGUCCAGUGGUAGAGGACUUACAGUCGGUAGAAACGGCAUCCUGGCAAAGAGUGAUUAUCAUCCUGGAGUUACUACAACAUCUGGCUGUUACAGACGAACAGCUGAUAUUACCAGCAUUGUUCUCCAUACUCGCAAGGUGUGUGGAAAUGGAUUCCUCUUCACCAGUAAACUAUGACUAUAUCAUGCAGAUAUUACUGGGUCAGAUACUCAGUAUAUGCCAGAGGGUGGGCAAAGAUGGGAAACAUGACAAGAAAGAUAAUAAUUUACCAGAAGACAAAUUCAAUGUUGAACUUAUCGUACAGUGUAUCCGUGUAUCUGAUAAUCCCCAGACACAUCAUCAUGCUCUUCUCCUAUUGGCUGUGGCAGCAAACCUCUUCCCUGAAAAAGUACUUCACAAUGUCAUGUCAAUAUUUACUUUCAUGGGAGCAAAUGUCAUGAGACAAGAUGAUAGUUACAGCUUCCAAGUUAUUAGUAAGACUGUUGAUACAGUCAUCCCAGCUCUUAUACAGGCAGGAGAGAGGCAACAGCUUCCAAAGCUGGAUUCUAAGGGAUCACCUGCCGUCUCACUGGACGAUAUUGUUGCCAUGGUAAUAAGAGUGUUUGUGGAUGCAUCGCCACAUGUCCCAGAGCAUCGCCGUCUGCCUGUCUUUUCUCAUUUAGUGUCCACUGUUGGUGCGUCAAGGUUUUUGCAUGUGACAUUGGUACUCUUGUUGGAGAAAUAUGUCAUUCAUUCGCCAGAAACAGAAGAGGAGGAGGAUGGGACUGUUCAUUCUCCACUUGAUUUAGACUUUUGCUUGUCCUUGUGCCAGGAAUUUGAGCCAGAGAUCCAGGCUGAAGGAGUGCUAAAGCUUUUACAAUAUCUAACAAAAUUACCAGCAGAAAAGACAGAUGUUCCUCAUCGCACCAGGAGUAACAGAAGAUCAACGGCUCUGUUCUCAACCAGUUCACCCCUCUUUGACGUCCAAGCUCACACUGCUAAGCAUUUACGACAGUUCAAGUUCAUUGCCAUGGGUUUCAUCUCUACAGUGCUCAGCAGUGACGGCUUUGUUUCCCAGUUACAGGAACAAGAAAGCCAUGUUAAAGAUUCAAUCCAGAAUAUAUACCUAAGUUUGAUAGAAGAGGUGCUUACAUAUGUAACAACUACAUCACAGUAUGCCGAGGGACAAACCCAAGGUACUGCAGGGAAGUUUUGGCGUGCACUCUUGCAUCGUACAUAUGACAUCAUUGACAAGGUCAAUCAGUUGUUACCACCAGGGGUGUUCGUAGGUGUGAUUCGUCAACUGCUUAGCAAUUCUAAUUCAACUGUCAGAAGAAAAGCAAUGGAGCUGUUGAAUACCAAGCUGGGACACAGAACUAUUCAUCAACAGACACAGGUUGAUGAAUUCAUUCAGCUGGUGGAGGAUCUCUUGUCUCUAGUCAAGACAUGCGAUAACAGUGAAACACCAGUCAACAGGCAGACUGCUCUGUACAGUCUAAAGCUGCUGACUAGAACCCUAGGUGAACAGCAACCUGCUAUGUUUACUAAGGUGCUUGAAACCUGCAUUGAAGUUUUCACCAACAAAAAUGAAAACUCCCAGGUGUCAUCUAAUGCCUUGCUGUGUCUUGGUGAAGUAUGCACAGCCCUCAAGGCUAAUGCCAUCUCCUACCUACCAAGAUUCAUGCCAAGACUACUAGAGCUGCUGCAAACAACAGGACAGGACAGGAAUGUCCUGAUAUUGCUGUGUUCAGUCGUUACGUUACAUAAGGUCACAGAGACAUUACCUAAUUUCCUCAGUCCUUACCUUGUCAGCAUUCUACAGAGGGUCACAUGUCCUUCUCUGAACACCCUCAACAAUUCAGAAAAAGACGAGAAGAAAUCAAGUCUCGAAGUUCAGUUGCAAGAUAAUUUGAGCGCCCUAAGGAAAGACAUCGCACAAGUGAUAACAGCACGUGUCCUAAUCCCUGCUGUAUCCAUCUGCUAUGAUAGUAUAGUCAAUACAAGUCACGUGUCUAUUCCACUGCUGAUUGGUAUUGUGCACGAGGCAAUCACGUGCAUGGAUAAGCGUGACGUCACUUCCCAUCAAGAACCGCUCUUCAAGUUCUUUUUAGUCGUGCUGGACUUCCGUGUGGUUGAACCACAGUGUGAACCAGACAUCUUGGAAGACGUAGAGAGUAUUGUCAUUAGCACCAUCUGUGGUCUUGUUAUCAAAAUGUCUGAAGCAACGUUUYGUCCAAUGUUUCUCAAGCUUGUGGACUGGGCUACCAGAGGCAAUGCUGACAGGGAUCGUCUGUUGGUGUUUUAUAGACUGUGUGACAGCCUUGCUGAUAAACUCAAGAAGCUGAUGGUCCUGUUCGCUGGUUACAUCAUCAAGAACUGUGCUCUUCUGUUAGACGCUAAUAACAUUACUAAAACAGAAGAGCCAUUCUAUGUGGUUCAAGGUGUGCAAGACAAACAAGCAUCAUCAGAUCAUGACAAGUCUUGCCUUCUGAUCAACAACAUCAUGGAUUGCCUACAGAAAUGUCUGCUGCAUUCCACACGAGGCUUCAUGGAUAAGGAAAGAUUCAACUGUCUGAUGCAACCUCUAGUAGACCAGCUCGAGAACCAGAUGGGAAGCACCAGUGAAUUCCAGGAACGAAUAACUAAUCACGUGGUUCCAUGCUUGGCUCAGCUCGCAGUGGCUGCUGGGAGUGAUGCUGAAUGGAAGCCUUUAAAUCAUCAAGUGCUGCUAAAGACACGUCAUUCAUCCCCACAGGUUCGUUUCGCUGCUCUCAAGGCUCUCGAGGAGUUUUAUCGACAACUUGGAGAAGAGUUCGUUGUUCAUUUGUUACCAGAGAGUCUACCCUUCUUAGCUGAACUAAUGGAAGAUGAGUGUCCAGAAGUAGAAGAGCAAUGUCAGCAUGUUGCGCAACAGAUAGAGUCAAUUAUCGGGGAACCGCUACAGAAAUACCUUGAAUCGUAAAAUGAUGUACUGACAAGUUAGUGAGAUUAAAGUCAGUGGAAUCGAGAGAUGAUUUA
Messenger RNA from Actinia tenebrosa (Australian red waratah sea anemone), 4031 nucleotides. RefSeq names its product HEAT repeat-containing protein 1. Lineage: Eukaryota; Metazoa; Cnidaria; Anthozoa; Actiniaria; Actiniidae. The record is from RefSeq and is a predicted model, not a curated record. Gene Ontology annotation, cellular component: t-UTP complex; 90S preribosome; small-subunit processome. Gene Ontology annotation, molecular function: snoRNA binding. Gene Ontology annotation, biological process: maturation of SSU-rRNA from tricistronic rRNA transcript (SSU-rRNA, 5.8S rRNA, LSU-rRNA); positive regulation of transcription by RNA polymerase I.